Messenger RNA from Pleurotus ostreatus (oyster mushroom), 1830 nucleotides. RefSeq names its product mannosyl-oligosaccharide alpha-1,2-mannosidase. The record is from RefSeq and is a predicted model, not a curated record. Gene Ontology annotation, molecular function: calcium ion binding; mannosyl-oligosaccharide 1,2-alpha-mannosidase activity. Lineage: Eukaryota; Fungi; Basidiomycota; Agaricomycetes; Agaricales; Pleurotaceae. The transcript is spliced from 17 exons. Gene Ontology annotation, cellular component: membrane; endoplasmic reticulum. Gene Ontology annotation, biological process: N-glycan processing; carbohydrate metabolic process. Bases 1 to 1830 code for a protein of 609 amino acids.
AUGUCGCAGACUGCUGGGCUACGAAAGCGCAAGAAAGAUGCCUCUCCUUCAGAGAGCUCGUCUGCGCAGCAUCAGGAUGCGCGCAGAACGGAUACCCAUGGCAGCGCCAAACUCAUGUAUACCCUCGCGUUCAUUGGAAUAGGGUUAUUGUCGUACUUUAAUUUUUCGAUCAUUUAUGACUCUGCAAAACUCGUUCUGGAUGAGUGGAUAGGCUCGUCUGACCACUGGGACGCCACGCCUAGCUCCGAUGAUUUUGUUCAGUUCCAAGUUGAUGAGGACAAGCGUCAGGCAGUCGUUAAUGCAUUUAGACACGCUUGGUCGGCAUACGAACGAGACGCAAUGGGCGACGAUGAAUACCACCCCAUAAGCAUGAAGGGUACCAACCUCACUGCUGCAGGUGGUAUCGGUUACACUGUCAUUGAUUCUCUGGAUACCAUGCUUAUAAUGGGGUUGACCGAUGAAUAUUCUCGUGCCCGUCGCUGGGUCGACACCAAGCUAUCCUUCGAUCGUGAUGCAAAUUUCAAUACGUUCGAAACCACCAUUCGCGUCUUGGGCGGCCUUCUCUCCGCAUUUCACCUCUCAUCCUAUCUUCCCCACUCAUCGCCUUCUUGGCGCAGCCUAGCACCCACGUUCCCUCAUCCCGAUCGUCUCUACCUCGACAAAGCUAUCGAACUAGCUAACCUCAUGCUACCUGUUUUCGACACUCCUUCUGGUCUCCCGACAUCCCAAAUCAACCUUGCUCAGCAGCGUGGCGCCCCGAAUACCGAGUUCCCCGAUUUAAUCAGCACGGCUGAGGCUGGAACACUCCAACUAGAGUUCAGGCAGCUAAGCGAAAUCACGGGAGAUGAUAUAUAUUGGAAGAGAGCCGAGAAGGUCAUGUCAGUCAUUAAGACUGCGCGAUUGCCCCAUGGCCUCGCAUCGAUCUUCAUGAGCCAAGAUGCGGGUCAAUUCGUCACCUCUGCGAUCCGCCUUGGUUCUCGAGGAGACUCGUUCUAUGAAUAUCUUCUUAAACAGUAUCUACAGACCAAUCGAACUGAGCUCGUAUACCGUGAUAUGUAUGACGAUUCCAUGCAAGCAAUUCACAAUCACCUUGUCCAAAAGAGUUACAAAACCGGUCUUCUUUACACCUCCGAACUUAUUCCUGAACAAAACCAUGAAGGCGAAGUUUCCUGGCGUCUGACACCGAAACAAGAUCACCUUGUCUGUUUCCUUGGUGGUUCCCUUAUGCUGGGAGCCACCACCACCGGUGCCCUGGUCCAGCCAGUGUCGAUUCCUCCGAAGCCGGACGAAUUGACACUGACGGGUUGGAGAGAUUGGAAAACCGGAGUUGAGCUUAUCAAGACUUGUAUGCGCACUCACGAUACCGCUACUGGGCUGGCUCCCGAAAUGGUGCAUUUCCGCAUCCCCAGUGAUGGAAUGGACGGUCAAGAGUUUGCACCGGAGGAUUGGUACAUCAAAGGUGCUCGACCCGGAGAGGAGGCGGCAUUCGAUGCGCGUUAUAUCCUACGCCCGGAAACUGUUGAAUCACUGUUCAUAGCAUAUCGCCUCACUGGGGACCCGCGCUACCGCGACUCCGCUUGGUCUAUCUUCCAAGCGAUAGAUAAACACUGCAAAGUCGACACCGGCGGUUACGCGAGCAUCAUGAAUGUGGAUGAGUUGAACUCGCGGCAGGAAGAUAAGAUGGAGACGUUCUUCCUGAGCGAGACGUUGAAGUAUCUAUAUUUGAUAUUCUCCGAUGAUAGUAUUCUGCCGCUCGACAAAUAUGUCUUCAACACCGAGGCUCACCCUUUACCCAUCUUCAAUCCCACAAUCCCAACGGGAUUCUCCUGA